Molecule: messenger RNA, 787 nt
Organism: Truncatella angustata
Lineage: Eukaryota; Fungi; Ascomycota; Sordariomycetes; Amphisphaeriales; Sporocadaceae
Exons: 1
Coding region: 161-727 (188 amino acids)
Source: RefSeq, a predicted model, not a curated record
GUCAUUCACGGAGUCCGAGGCCGAGGGGCGCUGGGCCGGCAACAUACUGGCGGCCGCGGCGAGCAGCGGGACGGUCGGGCACGUGGUGUACAGCACGGUGUCGAUCGUGGCGCGCUUCGAACAGGUGCGCAGGGUCGAGGGCUGGGACGACAACGCGUUCAUGGCGCAGUACUUCCUCUCCAAGGUCGAGGGCGAGGAGGCGGUGAGGAGGUGGGCGGACGGCGGGCUGAGGUACACUAUCCUGCGUCCUUGCGGGUUCAUGAGCAACUGGCUGGCGCCGUGGACCUCUUUCCAGACUCCCGACCUGAUCAGUGAGGGGGUCUGGCACACGGCGUUCUCGUCGGACUUCCCCAUGCCUCUGAUCGAUACCGAAGAUGUGGGUCGGAUCGCAGCUGUGGCGAUGCAGGAUCCGGAAGGUUGGCACGGCAGGGAGGUCGAGCUGAUUGCGGAAACGCUGCCCCUCAAGGAAGUCAUACGUCUCUUGAGCGAGGUCAGUGGCAAGCAGCUGAGAAUUCACACCUACACGGAACAGGAGGCAGAGAAGUUGUCAAAGGAGAAUCCACUUGUCAAGGGCAUGAUGAUCAGAAUCAAAACGGACUCCUUAGGCGGCCCUCCCGCUAAGGACCUUAACUUGCCUUUCGACUUGAAGACAUUCAGAAACUACCUGGACGAAAAUCGGGAAGUGGUGUUAGAGACAUAUGCUAAAGUGAACAACCAGACUUUAUAAGUAGUCGUGUAUGCCCAUUUGUCCAUGGGAGUUUGGAGACGCAAUGCUUCAAACAUGGGC